Messenger RNA from Calidris pugnax (ruff), 4402 nucleotides. RefSeq names its product ATPase, class VI, type 11C (gene ATP11C). Gene Ontology annotation, molecular function: ATP hydrolysis activity; ATP binding; magnesium ion binding. Gene Ontology annotation, cellular component: plasma membrane; trans-Golgi network; recycling endosome. Bases 1 to 3516 code for a protein of 1171 amino acids. Gene Ontology annotation, biological process: phospholipid translocation. Lineage: Eukaryota; Metazoa; Chordata; Aves; Charadriiformes; Scolopacidae. The transcript is spliced from 28 exons. The record is from RefSeq and is a predicted model, not a curated record.
AUGACCUUAUGUGCCUCUUCGUUUUCCGUGCCCGAGUGGAGAAGUGAAUUUCUGAGGUUCCAGCUGCCUUAUUUCCAACGAACAGCGUGGUGCGUUCAGAAGCUGGGAGCUGUUAAUGCAAAUAUUCGACUUUUUUUUGAGCUAGGAGCUGAUUUUUCCCUUUCCUGGUUGCCCCGACAGUGUGCUGGGGAGGAGAAGCGGGUGGGCACGCGCACCGUGGUGGUCGGGCACCGUCCCGUUUCGGAAACAGACGCGUACGUGGCACAGAAGUUCUGCGACAACAGGAUCGUCUCCUCCAAGUACACCCUCUGGAACUUCCUCCCGAAGAACCUUUUUGAGCAGUUUAGAAGAAUUGCCAACUUCUACUUCCUCAUCAUCUUCCUCGUGCAGGUGAUAGUGGACACCCCGACCAGCCCAGUGACCAGCGGCCUCCCGCUCUUCUUUGUCAUCACGGUCACAGCUAUCAAACAGGGCUACGAGGACUGGCUGAGGCACAGAGCUGACAACGAAGUGAACAAAAGCAACGUCUUCAUUGUGGAGAAUGCAAAGCAAGUGCAGAAAGAGAGUGAAAAAAUCAAGGUUGGAGACAUCGUAGAAGUGAAAGCAGAUGAGACCUUCCCCUGUGACUUGAUAUUUUUGGCCUCGAGCAGCGUUGAUGGGACCUGUUACGUGACUACAGCGAGUCUGGAUGGCGAGUCCAAUUUCAAGACUCACUACGCCGUGCGGGACACCACCGUGCUCUGCACGGACGAAGCCAUCGAUGCCCUCACCGCCACCAUCGAGUGCGAACAGCCACAGCCUGACCUCUACAAAUUUGUUGGAAGAAUUAUCAUCUACAGAAGCAACCAAGAGCCUGUAGCCAGGUCUUUGGGUCCUGAAAACCUGUUGCUGAAAGGUGCUACCCUCAAAAACACCAAGAAGAUUUAUGGAGUCGCCGUCUACACCGGGAUGGAAACGAAAAUGGCUUUGAACUACCAAGGGAAAUCUCAGAAACGGUCUGCUGUAGAAAAAUCUAUCAACGCUUUCUUGAUAGUGUAUUUGUGCAUCCUUCUGAGCAAGGCCACGGUGUGCACCACUCUGAAAUAUGUCUGGCAGAGUAAUCCAUUUAACGACGAGCCCUGGUACAACGAGAAGACUAAAAAAGAGAGAGAGACGUUCAAGGUCUUGCGGAUGUUCACGGACUUCUUGUCGUUUAUGGUCCUCUUCAACUUUAUUAUCCCGGUCUCCAUGUACGUUACGGUGGAGAUGCAGAAGUUCUUGGGCUCUUUCUUCAUCUCUUGGGACAAGGAGAUGUACGACGAGGAGAUAAAAGAGGGGGCGUUGGUGAACACCUCGGAUCUGAACGAAGAGCUUGGGCAGGUGGAGUACGUCUUCACGGACAAAACGGGGACGCUGACGGAGAACAGCAUGGAGUUCAUCGAGUGCUGCAUCGACGGGCACAAGUACAAAGACUGCAUUUCGGAGGUGGAUGGCUUCUCGCAGACUGAUGGGCCCCUAAAAUAUUAUGGCAAAGCAGAAAAGAGCCGUGAGGAGCUGUUCCUGCGAGCCCUCUGCCUAUGCCACACCGUCCAGAUCAAGGAGGCAGACCAGGUGGAUGGGCUGAUAGGACAUCCAGAACACAAAUACACCUAUAUCUCCUCCUCCCCAGAUGAAAUAGCUUUGGUGAAAGGCGCAGAAAAGUAUGGUUUCACUUUUCUAGGACUGGAAAACAAUUACAUGAAAAUACGAAACCAAAAGAAUGAAGUGGAAAUGUACCAACUUCUCCAUGUGUUGAACUUUGAUCCUGUCCGUCGCCGUAUGAGUGUCAUUGUGAGAACCACCACAGGGAAGUUGCUUCUCUUCUGUAAAGGAGCAGACUCCUCGAUUUUCCCGAGGGUGCAGCAAGAAGAGAUCCAGCAAACCAAAGUCCACGUGGACCGCAACGCCAUGGAUGGCUACCGCACGCUCUGUGUGGCCUUCAAAGAGCUGACUCAAAAGGAGUACGACAAAAUCGACAGGCAGCUUAACGAAGCCAAGAUGGCUCUGCAGGACAGGGAGGAGAAGAUGGCCAAGGUUUUUGAAGACACAGAAGCAGACAUGCACUUGAUUGGGGCCACCGCUGUAGAAGACAGGCUGCAGGAGCAGUCGGCGGAGACGAUCGAAGCCCUGCACGCGGCCGGCAUGAAGGUCUGGGUGCUGACGGGAGACAAGAUGGAAACGGCCAAAUCCACCUGCUACGCCUGCAGGCUCUUCCAGACCAGCACCGAGCUGCUGGAGCUGACGGCCAAAACGGUGGGUGAGACAGAGAGAAAAGAGGAUCGGCUCCAUGAGCUGCUGAUGGAGUACCAUAAAAAGCUGAUUCAGGACGUUCCCAAAAACCGGGGAGGUCUGAAGAGAAGCUGGACGCUGAGUCAAGAAUACGGCCUGAUUAUAGAUGGCUCGACGCUGUCACUGAUCCUCAACCCUUCUCAGGACUCCAGUUCUAGUAAUUACAAAAACAUAUUUCUCCAAAUCUGCUUGAAGUGUACUGCAGUCCUCUGCUGCCGCAUGGCUCCUCUGCAGAAAGCACAGAUUGUGCGAAUGGUGAAGAACACAAAAGGGAGCCCCAUAACCCUCUCCAUAGGGGACGGCGCGAAUGAUGUUAGUAUGAUUUUGGAAGCCCACGUUGGAAUAGGUAUAAAAGGCAAAGAAGGACGCCAGGCUUCCCGAAACAGCGACUACGCUGUGCCAAAGUUUAAACAUUUAAGAAAAUUGCUACUAGCACACGGGCAUUUGUAUUACGUGAGAAUAGCACACCUUGUACAGUAUUUCUUCUAUAAGAACCUUUGCUUCAUUUUACCGCAGUUUUUAUACCAGUUCUUCUGUGGAUUCUCACAGCAGCCACUGUAUGACGCUGCUUAUCUCACUAUGUACAACAUCUGCUUCACGUCGCUGCCUAUCCUGGCCUACAGCCUGCUGGAGCAGCACAUCAACAUCGACACGCUGACGGCGGAUCCGCAGCUCUACAUGAAGGUUUCGGACAACGCGAUGCUGCAGUGGAAGCCCUUCCUGUACUGGACCUUUCUGGGCGCCUUUGAAGGGCUCGUGUUUUUCUUUGGGGUUUAUUUCCUUUUUCAAAAUUCAUCGUUGGAAGAUAACGGAAAGGUUUUUGGGAACUGGACCUUUGGGACGAUUGUUUUCACCGUGCUGGUGUUCACCGUCACCCUGAAGCUGGCGUUAGAUACUCGAUUCUGGACCUGGAUGAACCACUUUGUCAUUUGGGGCUCUCUGGCCUUCUAUGUGUUUUUCUCGUUCUUUUGGGGAGGAGUCAUUUGGCCUUUCUUGAAGCAGCAAAGAAUGUAUUUUGUAUUUGCCCACAUGCUGACUUCUGUUUCCACGUGGCUGGCAAUAAUUCUCCUGAUCUUUAUCAGCCUUUUCCCAGAAAUUCUUCUAAUAGUUUUAAAAAGUAUAAAAGAGAAAAGUCAUCAGCCUUUUUUUCAGACGGAGCCCUCCAGGAACCAAAUCUUUCCCUUCCCCUUUCUGAGAGUUCCUGUCUGAGGAUGGAGCAACCCGUCGCCCUCCAAACCCAAGGCACGUCUGCUGACAGGAGGGUUGGAAUUAAGGUGAAAUGUCUCGAAAAGGAGUUCUUUUGGGGGGGAAAACGCAGGUUUUCUUGGGCUUGGAUCUUUGGGUAGUGCCCUGGAGCAGCAGAAGAGCUGAUCCUCCUCCUUCAGCCGUGGCAGAAGUGACAUUCUCAUUGCCUUGGGUGACUUGGGAAAUGGAGGGCAAGAGGAGAGCCCUUUUGAGGGGUUGGAGAAGGGGAGAAAAAGCAGUGAUGGUGACAAAGGUGUGAUGGAGGUGGCGGGGAUCCAACAGUGAUGCUGUGAUUGCUGUCCCUGCGCCCCGAUAACGCGCCGCGCCGUUGGGGUGCUGCUGAGCGAGCUCAAAGGUCAGUACAGGCUUUUCGGUGGAAAAACUUGAAGGAAAAAAAAGGCUGGGUUUUGUUUUUCAUGCUAAUUUUCAUGAUAGUCAGUUUAAUCACUGGCUAGCGACACUGAAAGAUAAGAAAAGUAAUUAAGAUUCCCCUCUAAAACCUUCUAAAAACGAAGGAACUUGGUGUAGUCAUAGCUGCUUCUCAAAAAACUAACCCUAAUUAUUAUGAGAAUGUUAUAAAUGACUUGGAAUCGCAUAAAAGCUUCAAAUUGAAUUCGUAUACACACAGUUGAAAAAACUUUUCCUAACACUGCACCAUUUAUCCAGUUUCCCAGCUAUGGAAUAAUUUUUUUUUUAUUUUUUUUUUUUUGAAACCAUGUAGUACAUAGAAAGUGUAAAUUAUAUACAGGCAAUGAGAAGAUACAUUUUGCAGCUUCUUGCAAAAAAAAAAAAAAAGAAAAAAAAAGAAAAAAAAAAAAAGGACUGCAACCUUACAUUUUUUUCACUUAAA